CCGUGCGCUAGUAACACUAAUUCGUAAAUGGACCAGCUUGGUACAUCUAUGUACAGCAUCAUCAACGUUUAGGAUGCUUUUGAUUCGCAAGGUUCCGCCCAGUUCUGCCCUGUUAACCGUUCGUGAUCGCCCUUGCUGGCUACAUAGCCCUUGAUGAUAGAGUGAAUCACUGAUGUGGGGGGGAAGUGAAACACGGCUGUACAGUAUGAUACCAAUAUAAAACCGUUCCUGUCAACCCCAAGUCUCAACACCCCUUCCUCUUGUGAUAACGCCUUUGUAAUGUAUACUAUUGACUUGGACGAGCAUAUGUUGGUGUACUUGUAUGCCAUUGUCGUGGCAAACUGUAUCCUGAUAUACGACUAUAUAGCGACCCUCCCAGAAGAAAUCGCGUUUAUUUGGUGUCGUCCGAAAGCACUGUCUGCAAUGUUAUUUCUCGUUAAUCGUUACGUCGCUCUGCUCGGCAAUAUCUUUGGCCUGCUUAGCGAUUUUCUGCCCAUUUCAAAUGAGGUUCUACAGUUCAUAUUGUCUCUUCGCACUUAUGCUCUCUACGGAUGUAGCAAGCGCCUGCUAAAAUGGAUGGUAAUCAUUGGCCUUGUUCUUGCGGCAGGAG
Molecule: messenger RNA, 610 nt
Organism: Suillus subaureus
Lineage: Eukaryota; Fungi; Basidiomycota; Agaricomycetes; Boletales; Suillaceae
Exons: 4
Source: RefSeq, a predicted model, not a curated record